AUGCCAAAACCAACGCCGCCAGUAAUCAAAGCGCCGAUUCGAGUAGAACCGGCGCCGGCGCGCCUUCUCGGAACGCCGCUUUUCCGUGAAACGGACAUCGACCUGUGGAAUCUGACGGCGGCGCAGUGCUCCGGAUGUCUGACCGUAGUGCCGCACAGCCAGUUGUUCGUGUGUGUGCGUGACACGUGUCAGUACAUUAUCAGACAGUCUCGGCCUAUUAAUACGCCCACCGAAUUCUAUAACCAGGAGAAGGUUUUUUGUGGAAACUGCUCUUUCCGUGGAAUUCAUUCGCGGCACGCAAAGUUUAUGGAGCCAGCGGAGCCGUUAGCGGUGAGAAGAAGCUUCUAGACGUAUAUAUAUAUAUUGCCUAAAUAUUGUUCAUUUUCAGAUCAAAUGCGCGUCGAGCGAAUUCGGCACCAAGUUGGAGGAGACGUAUCACAGCAUGGCGUUCAUUGACGCGAACGAGCCGGUCGAUUAUUUGAUGGCGAAAGAGUUCGCGACGCAGAAGUUGCCGUUGCUCCCGGUCGCCGAUUAUCUCGCCUCGUCUACAAAUGUUUGCGAGUGGACGAAGAAGAAGGCGAUGCUGGAGGAAGUGGCCAAAGUGUUCCAGGAAAGCCGCCGCGACGGCUACGAAUUUGUGAAGAGUCUGGCGCGGAAGGCUUUGGAUGCCUAUCAGAAUGCCGUGAAGGCGAUUGAGGAGGAGUUGACUCAGAAGCCGUUCGAGUUGGAGCAGAUGGAGGCGCGGAAGCGAGCGCACUACGAACGGAUGGGCGAUCCGCCGCGGGAAUGCAGAUCCUCGUCGCAGUCGAUUCGGACUGCUACCGUGUCUUCACAGCUGCCAGAAUUGGUUGUUCCCAAGAACGAAGAUCCGGAUUCUUUUGCGGAAUCGAUCGCCACAAUCGUGAAGCACGAAGAGAGUCGUGUAAGUACCACCAUUGGGGCAUUGGGGGAAAUAAGUCUCGACCAAAUAAACCGUCGUUGAGUUCUUUUGCCGUCUCCUCCUCCUCCUCCUCCCCCCUUCCCCAAAAUACGUAUGCGAAAUCUGCAGGAGAACGACGAGAGCAUCGUGAAAAUGCUGUGCAGCACGCUCACGCAACGCUUCGACACGAUUCGCGACGAUCUGAAGUUGGAGGAGGCGUUGCGGGUGGUGACGGACAUGUUGCACGAGAAGACGGGCGAUCUGAAGCACAAGUUGGCGGCGGCGCAGAUGUUCAAAGAGAAGACGACGUUUUCUCUCAAUUACGAGUACUUUUUGACGCUGCCCGGACGAUUUUUCAUCUAAAUUUUGUGAUUUCAGACCACGAGAAUAA
Caenorhabditis sp. 36 PRJEB53466 is the source of this 1310-nucleotide messenger RNA. The record is from the annotation of a GenBank genome assembly. NCBI's taxonomy places the organism in Eukaryota, Metazoa, Nematoda, Chromadorea, Rhabditida, Rhabditidae.